This is a messenger RNA of Nicotiana tabacum (common tobacco), 1014 nucleotides long. NCBI's taxonomy places the organism in Eukaryota, Viridiplantae, Streptophyta, Magnoliopsida, Solanales, Solanaceae. The record is from RefSeq and is a predicted model, not a curated record.
AUGGUCAGAAGAAAUGGAGAAGUGCUAGAAAGGGACAAUUCUAAUAGAUCAAAGAAAAAUGAUCUUUGUUACAAGUGUGGAGAGGCUGGAAACUUCAUGAAAAAUUGUUCUCUCUUGAAGCAAGAAUUCUCCAAAAACUUUAAGAGAAAAAGAUCAGCUGAAUAUGACUCAACUUUUACUUUAAUGGCUCAAUCAGACGAUGACAACAAAGAGGAUAGGGAUUCUUUGACCUUAGCAUUAGCAAAAUCUAAACAAACUAGAGACGACUUAGUUACUGUAGUUACUGACCAUAGGAAAACCAUUGAAAUUUUUAGAAAAGAAAAGAAUUAUCUUUUGGCAAAAAUUACAGACCUAAGGGAAACAAUAGUGAAACCUGAGAUUAAGUCAAAACCUGAAAAUUCUGGAAAAGGAAAGGAGAGAGCCAGUGAGGAACACAUUAGGCUUGAAAAAGAGUUGAAAGCUACUAGAACUAGGAUACGUGGUGAAGUCGAGAAAAAUAGGAAGCUUCAAGCUGAAUUGAAGAAAGGAACAGUGGGAGGAAGCGGACUGAAAUGGAUCAUGGAUAGUAGAUGCUCUAAGCACAUGACUGAAAAUACCAUGGAUUUUCUCUCAUUGAAAGCCCUGCAAGGAUAUGGAAAAAAGGGGUACAUUCUAGGUAUGGGGAAGAAAGCAAAGUUGAUAAAAAUUCGAAGACUUGGUAUAAAGGAUUUGGGGGAUACAAGUUUCUCACUUCUGGAGAUAUUGAUGAAGAAAGACCUAGUCCAGCGUUUGUCAAAUUCAAAGUUCGAAGAACACGACCAGCUUGGGAAUUUUGAUGCAAAAAGUGAUGAAGGAAUCCUUCUGGGAUACUACCCUCAAAGCAAAGCCCAUAAAGUUUACAACAAUAUGGAAAUAUCUGGAGCUUCAAAUGGGAAGGUUGAUUUGAUGAGUAAGAUGAAGGAGACAUGUGAGAGACAAUGUAACAUCCUCUUCUACUUCUCAAGAGGAACCUGGUACUUCAAUUACUACCUCUGA